Molecule: messenger RNA, 715 nt
Organism: Ipomoea triloba (trilobed morning glory)
Lineage: Eukaryota; Viridiplantae; Streptophyta; Magnoliopsida; Solanales; Convolvulaceae
Product: non-specific lipid-transfer protein 1-like
Exons: 2
Coding region: 94-447 (117 amino acids)
Biological process (GO): lipid transport
Cellular component (GO): membrane
Molecular function (GO): lipid binding
Source: RefSeq, a predicted model, not a curated record
UCACACAAGCAAAUAAAGCAUUCUACUUCCUUUCCUUUCCAAUUGUAAACCUAAUUAAUUAGUCUGUUUUUCAACAAAAUUUCCGGCGACCUAAUGGCAAAAGCGGCGAGCAUGGUGGUGAUGUCCAUGGUGGUGGCGGCGGCGAUGGUGGCUGGGCUGCAUGCACAGUCGAUCUCGUGCAGCACAGUGGGAACCGACUUGUACCCGUGCCUGGACUACGUGGAGAACGGCGGCGCGGUUCCGAUGGACUGCUGCGAAGGGAUCAGGUCCCUCUACAAAUCCGCCGCCACCACCGCCGACCGCCAGAUGGUUUGCAACUGCAUGAAGAACGCCGCCAGCUCUGUCCCCGGCUUGAAUCUCGACCUGGCCGCCGGCCUCCCCCAAAAAUGUGGCGUUUCCAUUCCCUACCAGAUCUCCCCAUCCGUUAACUGCGCAACGGUGCAGUAAGCAUGAGAAGACGAUAAAUGCUGCAUCAUGGAGUUAAAAUAAGAGGAAAAACGAAGAUUAUAUAUCCAGCUAUGGCGUACAGACUCCUUGAGUGCAGCAGCUCUUGUUAUAUAUAUAUUGUCGUUCGCCGCCGUCGUGUUUAGGAUUUCCGGCCGGUGGCGUUUAGGUUUCUGUUUGUGUUUUUUUUUUUUCUGUCGUACUGUCUGCUAGUGUACUCAAUACGUGGUUUCUAGAAAUAUGAAUGGAGGGAGUCGUGUUUGUUUUACUA